Molecule: messenger RNA, 492 nt
Organism: Spirometra erinaceieuropaei
Lineage: Eukaryota; Metazoa; Platyhelminthes; Cestoda; Diphyllobothriidea; Diphyllobothriidae
Source: the annotation of a GenBank genome assembly
AUGGCGCUCUUCCUCAACAGCACCUCGGAAGGGGACAUGCAAAGGGGCAUGGACCUCAUCGCUUCCGCCUGCGAGAACUUCGGUAUGAUAAUCAACACGGAGAAGACGGUGGUUAUAUACCAACUGCCACCCACUACAGCCCACCACAAUGAGUCGCAAACCAACGGGAACGGAACCCAAAUGCAAGUGGUGGACAACUUCACAUAUCUGGGCAGUACCCUUUCCCGCAGCACCAAAAUCGACGACGAAGUGGCCCGCCACAUUUCUAAAGCCAGCCAAGCCUUCGGCCAUCUGCAGAACACCGUCUUGAACCGUCACGGUCUCCACCUCAACACGAAGCUGAAGAUGUACAAGGCAGUCAUACCGCCGACACUGCUGUAUGGAGCGAAGACCUGGACGGUCUACAAGAUGCCGGCGUGGAGACUCGACCACGUCAGCUGUCUUCGACGGAGGAGAUACCAGUUCAAGGACUCCGAGGCAGUCGAACCUUAA